Molecule: messenger RNA, 1111 nt
Organism: Plodia interpunctella (Indianmeal moth)
Lineage: Eukaryota; Metazoa; Arthropoda; Insecta; Lepidoptera; Pyralidae
Gene: MED8
Product: Mediator complex subunit 8
Exons: 4
Coding region: 288-1061 (257 amino acids)
Biological process (GO): regulation of transcription by RNA polymerase II
Cellular component (GO): mediator complex; core mediator complex
Molecular function (GO): RNA polymerase II cis-regulatory region sequence-specific DNA binding; transcription coregulator activity
Source: RefSeq, a predicted model, not a curated record
UGCGAGUGAGUGAAACGAAAAAAAGGUACAGCCUACCUUACCUAAUACCUAUAGUACUACCACCCACGCGAAUUAUUAUUGUUUUCUCCCGUAUUUUGAUUUUGGUGGGCUUAUAAUAUUUUUGUAUUGUAAUUUAUAUACGUUUAUCAGUAGCAAUAUCACAAACUAAAACAAUAAAACGUAGGUAAUCCUUUGAAAUUGGAACUUAAAUAAAUCAAUCAGAAACCUGUGUUGGUUGGUUGAUCUGUUUGUCUGAGCUGUGCGAAGAGUUGUGAAGUAAUUGCAAAAUGAUGAAUAUGAACAUGAAUAUGCAACAAAGAGAAGAAAAGCAAUUGGAAGCCACAAUACAGGCCAUUUUGACCAGGGUGAAUGAUUUGAAGGUUGCCAUCCAAGCGCUUCUAAAUAAAUUGGAAACUGAGCAUGAAACAAUUAACUGGCCAACCUUCUUGGAUAACUAUGCUAUCUUGUCUGGUCAUUUGACGGGUUUGAGCAAAAUUUUGCAAGCAGAAGUGGCAGCAUCACUCAGAUCUAGAAUAGUGCUACCUCUGCAGCUGAGUUGUGAACGUGAUGAAUCUUUAGUCCGGUUGACAGAAGGGAGGGUGCCUGCUUGUACCCAUGACCUGGUGCCCGAUUUGCUGAGAACUAAGCCUGAGCCUCAGGCUGAACAACGGUUGCAGCAAUUUAACCAUAAAGCCAGCACACUCAGUUACGAUACAGCUCAGAAACAAGUUGCACAAUUUGCUAAAGUUGUAAGUCAUGUGUGGGAAAUCAUUUCAAAAGGACGAGAAGAAUGGGAAGGUGAAUCUAUGAGAUCUGCAGGUAUGCAACCAACACAUAUUAUUUCGGACACCCACGCCUUAGUAACAGCUGUGGGGACAGGCAAAGGUCUUCGCCCGGGAAUGCCUCCAAUGGGACCUGGGGGAGUGGGGCCGGGACCUAUGGGGCCCGCGCGUGGCCCAGCUCCCCAGAUGGGACCUGUGCCUCCAACCAUGCCCAAAGCACCUUCUGCUAUCAAAACCAAUAUCAAGGCGGCCAAUCAAAUACACCCAUAUCAGAGGUAAGAAUAAGAAAAAAAUGGUAUGAAGAAGGAAAUAAUAAAUUCUUAUUGAAU